This is a messenger RNA of Galeopterus variegatus (Sunda flying lemur), 2459 nucleotides long. It is a transcript of the gene RBM24, whose product is annotated as RNA binding motif protein 24. Gene Ontology annotation, molecular function: mRNA 3'-UTR binding. NCBI's taxonomy places the organism in Eukaryota, Metazoa, Chordata, Mammalia, Dermoptera, Cynocephalidae. The transcript is spliced from 3 exons. Gene Ontology annotation, cellular component: cytosol. Bases 172 to 705 code for a protein of 177 amino acids. The record is from RefSeq and is a predicted model, not a curated record.
UCUUCUUUUUUUAAGUGGGGGAUCAAGAAGUAAGAUCCAGCCAAAAAAAAUAAGAAAAAGUUCGAUUCAGUUUUAUCAUUAAUGACUUCUCCACUGUGACUCUUGGUUUCCUUCAGGGGUUAAUUUCGAGCUUUGUAUGUAUGUCUGUGUGUGUAUGUUGCUAAGGUCACCAUGGCUGACCGGGCUGCUGCUGAAAGGGCCUGCAAGGAUCCCAACCCCAUCAUUGAUGGCAGAAAGGCCAAUGUGAAUCUGGCAUACUUAGGAGCAAAACCAAGGAUCAUGCAACCAGGUUUUGCCUUUGGUGUCCAACAACUUCAUCCAGCUCUUAUACAAAGACCUUUCGGGAUCCCUGCCCACUAUGUCUAUCCGCAGGCUUUUGUGCAGCCCGGAGUGGUCAUUCCCCAUGUCCAGCCGACAGCAGCUGCGGCCUCCACCACACCUUACAUAGAUUACACUGGAGCUGCAUAUGCACAGUACUCAGCCGCAGCUGCCGCCGCUGCUGCCGCAGCCUAUGACCAGUACCCCUACGCGGCCUCUCCAGCUGCUGCAGGGUACGUCACCGCUGGAGGCUACGGCUACGCGGUCCAGCAGCCAAUCACCGCAGCGGCACCUGGGACAGCUGCCGCCGCCGCUGCCGCAGCUGCCGCCGCAGCCGCAUUUGGCCAGUAUCAGCCUCAGCAGCUGCAAACAGACCGGAUGCAAUAGACCAGCCAUCUGAUCAAAGUUGAAUUGUUUUCUCUUUCCCUCCCCCAUUUUCCAAUUUUUAGUAGCUAGUAAGAGUUAACAUUGACUUUAACAGCUUUAAAAAAAAAAAAAAAAAGCGAUGCUAUCGUGAAGCAGAAUUAUUAUUUUUUUUAAUACUCCGGGUAGUGUUCUAGAUGAGAAAGCGGUGAGGACGAGGGGAAUGGGCGUCGUCUUGGAAAUCAAUCCCAAAGAGCCUGAGUGAAUGAAAGGCCGCUAGGAGAUGACGGCAGGAGUAACCGUGGAACUUCGCUUUUGUAACGGGGAUUUUUAUUUUUGCUCUUUUUAUAGUAUCAGGGAAGCAAACUGCCUUUUACCAGUUAGAAAAUGCUCUUUGAAUCUAGUUGAACCAGGGAAUACAGAGUGAGCAGUAGGUAGCUUGAAUUACAUUUAAAAGCAGAUUUUUUUUUGUACAAACCAAACGGUGAAAGCACUGAUUGUCAUUUUUAGCAGUCACUAUGGCCUAUAGAACUUUUUUCGAGUAAGAAGGUAGUGUUCUCACUAUCUCAAACAUGGGCAUCGAACAAUCAUUCUAGGAGCGUGGCAGUGGGUGAAAUGGUGGACAGGCACCAAAGCUAUCUUCUCAUCUGUCCUGUGGACGAGUGGGACUGUGGAACAAGUGAUGUGGAAUGAGCGGGCGCAACAGCUGUACAGACAAUCAAUAACACACAGUUCUGGAAAGAACACAUCACUUGUGCUUGUUUGAUGAGCUUGUCACAUUCUAAUCCCUCUCCCCAUCCUGUUUCAAUUUUGGGAAACUUGUAUCUGCUGGUGUCAGCAAUUCUGAUUCUGAAAUAGGAUCAGGCUUUUAUUACAACAGCCUUCUCUUUCUAUUUAUUGUGUCGACUCGUGGCUUAUGAAAAAGGCAGGCAAAGUUUGCAGACUAAACCCUUAAGAACUGUCUUAAGGACACAUCUUUUUUUUCCCUUUUUAAAUAAUUUUACACUUUUUAGUAUCUAUUUCAGAGUCAUAUUUAAAACUAUUUAUUAGUGAUUACAUGAGACAACAAGGUUACUGAAAUUACAAUUCUUCAAAGGUUAAUGAUAAUGUGGUUUAUACUGUGCCUUAAUAGUAAUGCUAUUUAAGAUAUUUAUUUUUAAGUUUUACUAUGCUGCACUCUAAAGAAAGGAACUUUAGAUGUGACACUGUAAAAUUAUGUAUUCAUCUCAUGGCAUAAAUUAUUUAGUAGGUCUAGAUGUAGCAUAUUAAAUAUUAACCUAUUCAACUAAAGAUGUUGACUUGGAUUUAUUUAAAUUCAUAUGUGCACUGUAUAAGAGAGUACUCUUACAUUAACACAUUUUAGUUUAUUUUAGUUUUUAGAUUUUUUUAAAGAUAUAUUGCUAGUUUCAUGCUUCCUUAUUUAUCGGUAAUUCAUUAGUUUAACACUAUUCUUACGUAGUUUUUAAAUGCUGCUUUACAUUUUUCUUCUGAAACUGCAAUACUUGCAAUUUUUAUUCUUAAACUAAAUUGAAUACUAUUUUACACUGUAUUGGAUUUUUAUACUUGAACAAUUUCAUACAAGGGAAGACAGGUUAGCAUUUUUAUGGACAUUCUCCAUUAUCACUGGAUUUACUUUAAGUAUUCCCAAACUAGACAGUGUUAUGUAAUGUAGACAUGACUCUCCUGUGCAAAUUAUUUAUUCAUUGUGUAUAUUGCUUUAUAACAUUUCAGAUCUUCUAAUCUAUUCACUUGUAUUAAAUAUAAUUUUUAAAAACUUC